GCGAGGGCGCGGCGGGUCCGCACCGGCAGUCCCUUGAGUCCCGCUCGUCCCGCUCGGUACCCCGCGGAGCCGCCGCCCCGGCACGGCCUGAGGAGGAGCCGCGUCCCGUCCCGUCCCGCCAACCCCGCGCCUGGGAGCCGCCAGGCUUAAGUAGCCAAAGAUGAGCCGUGGAUUGUCAGAAAACAAUAACUUCCCCUAUGACAACAACCAAAUGGUUUUGGAUAUGAUCCUGUGUUCCCUCAUUGGGUUUCCCCAGCCUAUCAACUGGGACAGUGUGGCAAGGCUGGUGCCAGGAUAUACAUCCAAAGAGUGUGCAAAAAGGUUUGAUGAGCUAAAAAGCAGUGGAAGUUCACCUGUUGACAACCAGUAUAAUUCCCUGAUGGCUGCUGGUGGGAGUCCUGUGGAAUCUUUAGCUACGUACAUCAAAUCCUCCUUGCUCGAUACACAGACAGAGUUUCAGGAGCCUGCUAUUGGGCAGGAUUCCAUUACCAUAACUGGAAGGCCCAGUGCAACCUCCACCAGGAAUUCUUCAGAAUCUGAGAAAGGUCCUGUACAUAACAGUGGAGAAAGCAGUGAGGAAAGCCAGGGGCCAAAUAUGGUGAUCCACGUGUGUGACGAAGCCAAAAACCUCCGAGAGGAUUUUGUGUGCCCCCGAGACCUCCUGGUGUCGGAAAUGAAGUACUUCGGCGAGUACCUGUCGGUGGACGCGCAGCGCUGGGAGGAGGUCGACAUCUCCGUGCACUGCGACGUCCACAUCUUCGACUGGCUCAUCAGAUACGUCAAGAGGAACACCCGAGACUCCGAGCUCAACGAAAUGCCCACUUUAGAACCAUCAAAUGUCAUAUCAAUUCUUAUUUCUUCCGAGUUUUUGAAGAUGGAUUCAUUAGUGGAAAAAUGUAUUCACUAUUGUCACAAAAAUAUGAAUGCCAUUGUAGCCACCCCUUGUAACAUGAACUGCAUCAACGCUAAUCUGGUCACACACAUUGCUGAUCUCUUCAGGCACAACGAGCUGGAAGAGCUGAAGGACAAAAGAGACAAAUUUAAGAGUAAACUUUUCUGCAAGAAGAUUGAGAGGCUGUUUGAUCCAGAGUAUGUAAAUCCAGAUUCCAGAGGAAAUGCAGCAACAUUGUACAGGUGUUGUUUGUGUAAAAAGCUGAUAACUAAAGAAACUGAGAGGAGAAUUCCUUGUGUGCCGGGAAAAAUCAACAUAGAUCAACAUGGGAAUAUUGUCUAUGUUCAUAUAAGAGACAAAACCUGGGAAGUCCAUGAGUAUUUAAUUGGCCUCCACGAGGAACUGAAGUCUUGGAGGGACGUUUACUGGCGCCUCUGGGGGACUGUCAACUGGCUGAGCUGCUCAAGAUGUAACCAAUCUUUCCUGUGCACUGAAUUCUCCCACUGCCAGUACCAUCCCCAGGCAGUUCUUUAUCCAGGUGUAGCCAGUGCUCUGGGCUCCAGUGGGACAGGAGUGUAUCCCUGUUGCAACCAGAAAGUCCUUCGGUUCGAUCCCACGACCCUCCCAAAGGGCUGCAAAGUGAGGGAUCACAUGGUUGAGUUACCGUCGGGAGAUGAGGAUGGGGAUGCUUUGCCAUCUCAGACUACUCAAAUAUUGAAUGAUCUGCUGCAUCACAGAGAUGUGAUAGUUGUUCCUUUCACUAAAGAUGAGAAUAGUGAUUCUGGUAUUGGGCUUGGUGAUGAAAAAGGCCUUGAAUGUGAUGUGCUCGUAGAACCAAACACUCCCUGGGGUCCCAAAACUGGAGAAAUCAACGCUUUUCUGUCUCUGAAGAACUGGGCUUUACAGCUGAAGCAGCAGUCACUGCUGUCUGAAGAGGAGGAGUACACCACUGGCUCAGAGGUCACUGAGGAUGAAGUGGGGGAUGAAGAAGAAGUGUGCAAGAAACCAGCAGGGAGAAAGGAGAAAUUAAAGAAAUCCUCCAGGCACCCAAAGAAAGUGCUUUCUUCCCCCAGUGUCCAGAAAAGGGAGAAACCACCUGAGAAGCCGAGUUCCCGAGAUGCAUCUCCCUUCAUCAGCGUCAGCGUGCAGCAGAACAAGUGGGAUGCCUCCAGGUCGCUGAGAUACAACCAAGAUGCUCAGAGAGAAGACGAUCAGAGAAGAAUGUCUGAGAUUACAGGGCAUUUAAUAAAAAUGAGACUGGGGGACCUUGACCGAGUCAAGUCAAAGGACAGCAAAGAAUAUGCAGGAGGGAUUUAUUCCAGGCUUGAAGCUCAGAUCAAGGCCUCGGCACAGCUCAGCGCCCGGCAAAACAACCCCGAGAAGAAUGUCAGGUCAAAAUCCCGUUUUGGGCAAGGCCGUCCCACAUAAGGAGUCAUGAGCACCCUUUGACCAGAAUUCCUUACUGCUUCCUGAAACUCCACUGCACUCUGACAUGGAGAAUGCACAUCUCUAAAAGCUUUCCAGUGACUUAUUUAUUGCUUUCAGCCUUGUAAAUUAUUUUGUGCCAUAAAUGAAUGCAAAUCCAGUAAGGUCUGUACUUAUUUUAAUUGUAAAUAUCCUAUUUCUUAAAUUUAAAUUUAAUUGCCUUUUUUUUUUCCUUCUUUUUUUUUUUUUUUAGGCUAUUGUGUUAAGUUGCACAGAAAAUAUUUUAUAAAUCUACAGAAUUAAAUUAUCAGACUAACUUUAUUUAUGGGGGAAGACAGAAAUAGGCCUUUUUGGUAUGCCAGAAAUACUGAAAAGGGGCAAAGCAAGACUACUGAGCUCUGAGUGCACUCAGCAGCAUUAACACAAAUCUCCUCAUGUAUUUACCUUGUGCAGUGUUUGAUGGCCCAUUUUAGGUCGGUCCCCUGGGGAUUUGCAUUUCCAGCUCAUGGCAAUAAUACCUGUGACUUUAGACCUGUUGAAGCGAAAUUUUCCUGCAGUUCUGAGGCUUCCUUCUGGUGUCCAUGACACAGCUCCACCCAUCUGCAGGUGGGCAGCAGGGAGGGAGGGACUAGACCUCCAGAGCUGAAAUCAGAGCCCUGGUGAUGCAGCUUUGCACCCUGCAUGUGAACCACUUUGCUUUACCUGCCGUGUGGAAUUAAUGCUCACCCUCGUUCCUCGCUCCCCUUGCGGUGUCUGGUUCCCUUCCAGCACCCAGACUUUAGGAUGCAAAGCAGUUUUAUGGAUGCUGUGCCACUAAAUAUCCAAGCAGAUCCACUGUUAAUUCUGCAUCUUGCAGCAGAGAUGUCUCAUUGCAAAGGUUUGUGCAUGCAGAGCUUUUUUUUGGGGUCUAGCUGCUCUCUGAAACCUGCCUGGGUACCUUUUUGUUCAGAAGUCAGGAGCACUUUCAAGUUCUGUCUUUGGAGCAAUAGAAUACAAGUUUGUCCAAUCCAGGGCUACCAAAAUGAAACCACUUGCCUAGAAAAUACAUGGCAUAUUAGCAAAGAAAAUGGCAAUAAUAAUAAUAAUAAUAAUAAUAACAAUAAGAAUGGCUGAAUUCAAGGAAACACAUUCUGACUUUUUGAAACAGGUAGAAAGAGCACUCAGGGAAAGCUUAUUCCAGCUCAUGGCUGUACAAUAAAUUGAGUUUGGAAUUAAGUCAGCAAGAGCCUGGGUGGGAGGAGGGUGGGGUUUGGGGUAAGGAGAGGGAGGUUGUUUAAAUGCUCUUCCCUCCAUUUGGGUUUUUUUGUUUGUUUGUCUUGUUCCCUGAUGAUUUCCAGUGGGUGUUAGAAGACUAGGAUAGCAAUACUUGAAAAUCCUGCUUUCAAGGGGGAAGAUUUUGAUUCAACCCCUUAAAAAUCAGUGUUGUUUGUGUGUUUUGUCCAAUGCUGUAGCUAAUUGGGAGCCCAGUGAAAGCAAGAGGCCAAAUUGGAUUUCAGUGGCUUUGAUUUGGGGCAGGAGUGUUUUAAUCUGCAUCAGCUAAAUCAGGUUUUGUGAAUGCCCCAGGCCUGUUUGCAAGCACUGACACAGUUUGAAGCACUUCUAGUAAACACUGGAAAACUGAUUGUGUUUGUGAAGAAAAGUCUUAUAAAAUCCACCAGGUAUGAAAAUGCAGUAGAAUAAAUGUUUUGCUACAAUUUUGGGACUUCUGACAGAGGAUUGUUCCAAAUUCCCGUGGUAAACCUGGCUGUGGAGGUUGCAGGCUGCAUGUGUGUGCGUGUGUAUGUUUAGUUUUCGUGGAACUACUGACUAAAAGAGAGAGGAAAAUUCUGCUGGUUUUGUUCUGUGGGGAAGUGCCAGUGCUGUGUGCCAGUGUUAUUUUAUUCACAAACAUUUUUGAGCCCACAAAAAUAACGUUCAUGAUGUGCAGUUUAUCUUUUUUUCCCCCCCCCCCUUGCCAACCACCUUGAAUUUUUAUCUUUGUGUUCAUUUUGAGAGUUUGUCUUGGUUUAAUGAAAAUAAACAUUAUUCAUUUAAGAA
Myiozetetes cayanensis is the source of this 4354-nucleotide messenger RNA. It is a transcript of the gene SANBR, whose product is annotated as SANT and BTB domain regulator of CSR. The coding region runs from base 161 to 2320 and encodes 719 amino acids. The transcript is spliced from 21 exons. NCBI's taxonomy places the organism in Eukaryota, Metazoa, Chordata, Aves, Passeriformes, Tyrannidae. The record is from RefSeq and is a predicted model, not a curated record.